Messenger RNA from Pleurotus ostreatus (oyster mushroom), 1371 nucleotides. RefSeq names its product ubiquitin fusion degradation protein (gene UFD1). Gene Ontology annotation, molecular function: polyubiquitin modification-dependent protein binding. Lineage: Eukaryota; Fungi; Basidiomycota; Agaricomycetes; Agaricales; Pleurotaceae. Bases 1 to 1371 code for a protein of 456 amino acids. Gene Ontology annotation, cellular component: VCP-NPL4-UFD1 AAA ATPase complex. The transcript is spliced from 7 exons. The record is from RefSeq and is a predicted model, not a curated record.
AUGGAUUUUUUCGGAAAUCAGGACGGUCCAGGGGGAUUGUUCGCACAUCUAACACAAGGUCUCAGAGGCGGAUUCCCUCACGCAGCCCGCAACCCGCCUCGCGCUUUCGAUGAAUAUCUCAAGGCGUACAGCGUUGCGAUGCUCCCUGGCAAGCAAAGAGACAAUCUAUCCUACGGUGGCAAGAUAAUAAUGCCCCCUUCAGCCCUUGCGCAUCUCUCUAAUCUUGAAAUCGAGGGACCGUGGAUGUUCGAAUUGCGUAACCCCGCUAAUUCGGCCGCGUCCACACAUGCCGGCGUCUUGGAAUUCAUCGCUGAAGAAGGAGUCGUUCAUCUGCCGUAUUGGAUGAUGAAGACAUUGCGUCUGAACGAAGGCGAUCCGAUACGAAUCACUGGCACAGAACUUCCAAAAGGAAAGCUGGUUAAGCUGCAAGCACAAUCGGUACACUUCCUCGAAAUCUCAGAUCAUCGAGCAGUAUUGGAGCAAGCCUUGCGCAAUUUUACCGCGUUAACGCAGGGUGACAUCAUUGAGAUAUGUUACAACUCAAUCGUAUUUGGACUUCUGGUUAUGGAAACAACGCCUGGCGGUGGAGGCAUCAGCGUACUUGAUACCGAUCUAGAAGUCGACUUUGCUGCGCCCGUUGGGUACGUAGAACCCGAGCGACCCAAGACGCCACCUCCAGCUACAAUGGCAUCGAAAUUGAAGAUUGACCUCAACUCUUCAUCUCCCGGUUCAUCGCGACCAGGCUCAUCUCUCAGUGGUGGAUUUACCGGUGCGCACACGGGCGCACCAACACUCAGCAAAGGUGGAGAUCAAUGGGAAAGCUUCAAAGGGCGAGGCGAGACACUGGGGGGACGCAAAACUAAGGGAAGAGGUGUUAGCCAUCGUCAAAUCGAGCAGGUCGCAGAAGGCAGCAAAAUUAUACGAACAGACCAACAUCGUAUCGUUUCAAAUGGCACGUUUGAAGGCGAGGUUAAAGUUCCUGCUGCUCUCAAUCUUCCAUUCGGGCAAUUGUUCUUCGGAUUCAACGUCCCUCAGUCUGCGCCUCCACCACCUCCAGAGCAAAGCAACUCGUCGGAGCCUUCGUCGCAGCCUGCUUCUUUCCAAGGCCCGGGCAAUACUCUCACCGGGAGAGGCCCAUCCGCCGCAUCAACAUCGCAGGGUAAAGGGAAGGAGAAGGCUGUUGACAGCACAAGUCAUUCCUGGGGCAGUUCAGGACAAUCUCUCGGCGCAAGGACUCUGCAGAGCAACAACUCCUCCAGAGUCAACAACGCACCUCCUUCUAAGAAGGCGAAGGCGAAGCAACGAAGCCCUUCGCCUGAACAUGACUGGGGCGUGGAUGACGAUGAUGUGAUCAUGAUUGACAGCGAUUGA